This is a messenger RNA of Gigantopelta aegis, 2443 nucleotides long. RefSeq names its product peroxisomal coenzyme A diphosphatase NUDT7-like. Bases 149 to 910 code for a protein of 253 amino acids. Gene Ontology annotation, biological process: coenzyme A catabolic process. The transcript has 2 exons. The record is from RefSeq and is a predicted model, not a curated record. Gene Ontology annotation, molecular function: coenzyme A diphosphatase activity; acetyl-CoA hydrolase activity. Lineage: Eukaryota; Metazoa; Mollusca; Gastropoda; Neomphalida; Peltospiridae.
GUACAUUCUCUUGUAACCCGAUAUUACAAUCGAGUUUAGGAUGUUGGACUAGAGGGGACGGGUUUCACCUCUGUGGCUGACUAGGGCGAAUCUGAAGAGAACACGGAGUUCGGGGUUGUAUACUUGUGGCCCAGUAAAUCACAACGUAAUGGCGAUGAGACCAAAGACUGAGGGUGACCCGAUACAACCGAGUGUAGACCAGCUCAAGAAGCUACUGAAGUGGUACGAUAUCCAAGGACGAGGAAUCCCACCUGAAGAUUUCUUCACCCAUAUGAGGAAAUGCUGUGUGCUGGUUCCCCUCUUCCUCAAGGCUGGCCAGUGGCACGUGCUGCUGACCGUUCGGUCGAGUCGUCUGCGCAGUGAUCCUUCCGUCGUAGCCUUUCCCGGAGGUCAGCGAGACGAAAACGACGCCGAUGCGGCACGCACUGCGCUGCGUGAAGCGGAAGAGGAAGUUGGUUUGUUGGAAUCCCAGGUGGAGAUCGUAGCUCGUCUGUUUCCCUUUGUUGCACCACCAGACUAUUGCAUCUCUGUGUUCGUUGGAAUCAUUCCUCCAGACUUUAUUCCCAUACCCUGUUCGAGCGAGGUGGAAGAAGUAUUUGACAUUCCGCUUAAGGCCUUCCUUGGCAAAGACUACACUGUUAGAGAAACCGAUUUCUAUGGCGUCAGAUUUGAUGUUCCGUACUUUGCCGUGCCCAACAAACCACUGACAGUUUGGGGUCUGACGGCUUUCGUGAAUGUCAUGGUGGCAUUCAUUGCUUAUAGAAUUCGCCGCAAUUUUCGUUUUAUGCGUAACGUAGCUCAUGCACAGUAUGAGGAAAAAGACAUAUUUGCUGAUCUGAAAUUAUUAUUUUUCUACUGUGGCCACAGGGCAGUUCUUAAUAGAAAAAUAAUUCCAUUAUCCAAUCUGUGAACAUUAUGAUGUAAAGACCUAAUACUGAUGGACACAGUUAAGACAACUCAUGGUAUUUGAUACAGAAUUUAAUUUACUAGACUAGCAGUAGAGUAGUUAUGACUUAAUAUAAUACAUAUAUGUAAUGUGGUACUGAUUGUCAGUACCGUGGGGUUGACCGCCAAUAAUAAGGUUAAUUUCCUGAUACUGUGGAUGAGGGGUUUGGUUGCAGUUAGUAUCUUUUGUUACUAUUAUGUGGUCCGAACCAGGGCUUCUAGAAUUUUGUAAAAAUCCACUAGCCAUGGGAUCAGUGAUUUUUAAAAAUGUACUAGCCAUGAUUAAAAGUUCACUAGCCCUACUUUAAAUAAAUACAAUUCUACUACUAAUUAUAAUCAGAUAUGUCACCCAAAGAGGAAGAUUGAGCUUAAAAAUCCUUAGAUUGGGGUGGAAAGAAGGGGCAGGAUAUUCAUAUUUACAAAAUAUGUAAAUGCAGCAUAUGACAAAGUGUUUUUUCCACUAGCUGUCAGGCUAGUUAUAGUAAUUAUCUAUUAUUAGCCCAACACUGAAUAUCACUAGCCAUGGGAGUGGGGCUAUCAUAACCUAGAAGCCCUGAAGUCAUUGAAGUGUUCCCUUAGACUUUUAUAAUUUUGGUGUGUAUUUUAAACCUGUAUUGUAUAACAAACAAUACACUAUUCUGAUAUAAUCCAAUGCAAUAACCGGUGGUCUUUUCAUUGAAAUUCAUUUAACAAAGUUGUUAAUCCAAAAGUUGUAGCUUAUUCUUGUUACAAUGUCAACGAAACUCCCAAUAUAUUCAGAUCAGCAUCAAAUAAUGAAAUAUAUAUAUUUUUUGCACUCAUAUCCCUUAAGUCAUGGAAUUGCCCAUUGGAAUAGGCGUGAGCAUUUGGAUAUGGACUUUUCUCAUUAAACCGUUCUCUGACUGGGUUUUUUCCUUUCCAACCAGUGCACCACGACUGGUAUAUCAAAGGCCGUGGUAUGUGCUUUCCUGUCUGUGGGAAAGUGCGUAUAAAAAUUCCUUGCUGCUAAUGGAAAAAUGUAGCGGGUUUCGUAUAAGACUAUUUUCUAUCCAGAAAAAAGACCGACCAGCGUAGACUUUUUUUGAAAAAGAAAAAUGUCGAUCAACAUUUUUCAUUUGGGAAUGUACACUUUUAGGAGGCGGGCAGGAGGGUGGUCAAAAGUGUACUCUUUGUACACUUGUGAAAAUUUUGAAAAUUAUGGACGGCCCCUUAGGCUUUAGACUUAACUCCUUUACAUAAUAAUUAAAAUAAACGAAGCCCGAGCAAGUCUAAGAGGUUUUGACUGUACAUUAUGAUGAAGUACUAGCAUAAGAAACCGUUUAGAGGGACAUUUUCAUAAAAUAUCGACAAGUGCCAUUUUUGAACAGAAAACAAAUAGAAUUGAGUUGAUGGAUGUAUACAUUCCCAAUUCCAUUAGGCCUAUGCUCUUGACAAUACCAUCAACUCCAUUAAAAAGAUUAUAAUAAAACCCACUGUAUAUUAAUUAUUUAAACAUAAUAAUUAAAUCAUAUGAAAUCCA